Molecule: messenger RNA, 1329 nt
Organism: Fusarium sp. VM40
Lineage: Eukaryota; Fungi; Ascomycota; Sordariomycetes; Hypocreales; Nectriaceae
Source: the annotation of a GenBank genome assembly
AUGAAGCUCGGUCUCCUCACAUACGCGCUCUCCGCUUCGGCGUGUCUCAUCCCCUCCGACUCGCUGCCCGCCUCGGAGCGCCACUCGGCCCUGUCCGCGCGCCAGACCCGUCCGGAGCCCGACUUUCCCAUCGGCUCCGGUGACCGCUUCAAGAAGGGCACCAUCGUCCCCAAGGGCUUGUCUACCUCUGACCGCAACCUCAAGUCCAUCCUCACUCCCGCCGAGGUCUCCUCUGCUCUUGAGGGUCUUGCCAAGACGUUCAAGGAGGUCAACCUCAUUCACACUCCCUACAAGACAUACGAGGGCGUGAAAACCCUUGGUGCCAGCGUGGGAAAGAACCCCAAGUUCUUCAUCAUCAGCGGCGCGCAUGCCCGUGAGCGUGGAGGUCCUGACCAUGUCGUCUACUGGCUCUCUGAUCUCCUGCACGCUCGCAAGGCGAACAAGGGUCUGAAGUAUGGAAAGACCACUUUCACUGCUGCUCAAGUUCGCAAGGCUCUCGAUGCAGGCAUUGUCGUCCUCCCCAUCAUCAACCCUGAUGGUGUCAAGCACGACCAGGCCACCAACUCAUGCUGGCGCAAGAACCGCAACCCUAAGAGCUCAAAGGGUAACCCCGAUGCCGUUGGUAUCGACAUCAACCGAAACUACGACUUCUUGUGGAACUACAAGAAGUCGUUCAACAGUGCCAUUGACCUUGGCUCUGUUGCCUCUGAGGACCCCACCAGCGAGGUCUUCCACGGCACUGCGCCCAACUCUGAGCCUGAGACCAAGAACGUCGUCUGGACUAUGGACAAGUUCAAGAACCUGAGCUGGUUCGUCGAUCUCCACUCAUUCGGCGGUGAUGUCCUGUACGCAUGGGGUGAUGAUGAUGCGCAGACCACUGACAACAAGGAGAACUUUGCCAACAAGAAGUUCGAUGGACGUCGCGGUGUUCUCGGCAAGGCUGAGACACCCAAGACCAAGUACAAGGAGUACAUCUCCGCAAAGGAUCUCUCCGUCCAGAAGAAGACGGGUGAGCGCAUGAAGAAGUCCAUGGAGAAUGCCGGUACCUCCAAGUACGUCGUGCAGGAGGCGGUCGGUCUGUACCCUACGUCCGGAGCCAGCACUGACUAUGCUCUCGGCCGAUUCUACGGCAAGGCAUGCGGUAAGAGCAAGCUGCAGAGCUACACCAUUGAGUUUGGCGAGGAGAGCGGUUCGGCAGCGUGCCCAUUCUACCCCAGUGAGAAGCAGUACCAUAUGUGGAUGAAGCAGGUUGCUGCUGGUUUGAUGGAGGUUGCUCUCCAGGCGGCUGAUACUAAGACCGAGACUAAGAAGUGCCCAUACACUAAUUAG